GGAGGACARGGRUUACUAGUAUAUGCUCGACAUUCCAUUUAUGAUCGCUUACUGCUUCUUCUAUUCAAACUCUUCGUAUUUAUAAUUUAUCUUCUAUGGCAUCAAUAUCAAAGUCACUCUUUGAAAGUGUUGUGUUGUCAGUACUUGACAAACGUUUCCCUGAGAUCGAAACGUUAUCUGACGAACAGAGUGCGGCUUUGUUUGCACUUGUKAAUCGCGAGGACGUCUUCGCSAUCUUGCCAACCGGCCAUGGGAAGUCCCUUAUCUUCCAGUGUCUGCCAGAUAUUUGCGAGGAGUUAUCUUUACGAGGCAGAGAUUAUCCAAGAAAAGCCGUCAUAUUAGUAGUAUGCCCGCUGAACUCUCUUGUGAACACGCAUAUACGUGAAUUACACUCUCGUGAAAUAACAGCGACCAGCCUCGUUGGUGAUGUUGACGAAGAAAAGGUUCUUCGCGGAGAGUUCUCGUUCGUUUUUGCGAACCCAGAAUCGCUGAUACUUAACGAGAAGUGGAGAAAGAUGCUGCAGAGUGACGUGUAUCUCAACAAUCUAUUCGCUAUUGUGACAGAUGAAGCGCACGUUAUUCCAAAAUGGGGAUAUAGAACGCAAAAGUAUGGCACAAGCAGCAAGAAAGAGUUUGUUUCUGCUUUUAGAGAAUGUUUUUCAAGGCUUGGAGAAUUAAGGUCUCUUUUAAGUACAAAGCCUUUGGUUCCUGUUUUGGCACUAACAGCUACAGCCAACAUACAAACAAGGAAUGUCAUAAAUGAGUCCCUUUGCCUCAGGCAAAAUUAUGUUCCUGUCUUUGUAAGUCCCAACCGAGAAAACAUUUUAUCAACAGGAUGA
Exaiptasia diaphana is the source of this 839-nucleotide messenger RNA. RefSeq names its product ATP-dependent DNA helicase Q-like SIM. The transcript has 2 exons. Gene Ontology annotation, molecular function: 3'-5' DNA helicase activity; nucleic acid binding; four-way junction helicase activity. Gene Ontology annotation, biological process: telomere maintenance; double-strand break repair via homologous recombination. The coding region runs from base 96 to 839 and encodes 247 amino acids. Lineage: Eukaryota; Metazoa; Cnidaria; Anthozoa; Actiniaria; Aiptasiidae. The record is from RefSeq and is a predicted model, not a curated record. Gene Ontology annotation, cellular component: nucleus; cytoplasm; nucleoplasm.